This is a messenger RNA of Schistosoma mattheei, 1740 nucleotides long. The record is from the annotation of a GenBank genome assembly. NCBI's taxonomy places the organism in Eukaryota, Metazoa, Platyhelminthes, Trematoda, Strigeidida, Schistosomatidae.
AUGGCAUUCACACGGAGGACAUCUAGUCGGGCUUGCAAAGAAUUGACUAUGGCUCGUAUUGUUGCUUGUUUAGACUCGCCACAGGAAGCUGAAAUUAACCUUAAAGAUAGCAGGGUCCUUCCUUCGAGAUUUGAUUCCUGUCUAAGAUCUCGAAGAGCAACGUGUACUGGUACCUUAAAGUCUCCAGGUAAUUAUUUUUUCGUUUUACUGCUUUUAGUUAAGAAAAUGUCAGAGCUUUGUUUAUCUUCACCCCAAAGAACCCCAAAGUCACUUUUAAAUACAAGCUGUUUAAUUAAAAGUAAAGGAAGCAUCUUAAAUACGAACUCUCAAUGUCCGAUAGAUAGCGAAGAUUCAUAUGAUGAAAGUUCUAUCUCGACCAGUGAAUCAAGUUUUUCGACAUGUAAUUCAUCAGAUUCUUCCGACUUUACUGAACAACAAUUUCAGCACAGAAACAGGUUGAAAGGUCCUAUAAUAAAGUCAUUCCCUGUAAGAAGAACAAAGCUCAAUGUGUGUGCCAAUAAAGGCUCUGUAUCGGCUCAUAGGAAGCGCACUCUUAGUCAGGUGUCCCGUGGUGAGUCUUUUCUUAAUUUAAGUUCUACGAAUUCGGAAUAUGGAUGGUUACCUGGUCGUGAACAAGAAUUUGAAAAUAUUUAUACAUUCAUACUCAAUAAACUAUCUCAAAAUUCUGGCGGCUGUAUGUAUAUAUCUGGUAUUCCGGGUACUGGUAAAACAGCAUCAGUUCAAGCGGUACUGUCUACGAUGCAUAAAUUGGUUGCUGAUUCAGGUUUGGAAAGCCAAAUACCCACAUUCCAAGUAAUCUAUGUUAAUGGCAUGCGUGUCAGUGACCCUAAGCAGGUUUACGUGGAGAUAUAUGAACAACUAACUGGUUUAACUGCAACUGCAAAAUGUGCUUCUGACUUGUUAGAAAAAGAAUUUUUUCAUAAUGUAAUUAAAAAAGUAUCUCAUAGUAAAGUUUCUGAAAAGCCAGUUGUUUUGGUCAUUGAUGAAUUGGAUUUGUUAUGUACUCGUCGACAAGACAUACUCUACAGUCUUUUUGAUUGGCCUACACGCCAUAACAACCAUCGUGUUUUAAUAGUAUUGGCUAUUGCCAAUACCAUGGAUUUACCGGAACGUUUACUUCAUCCACGAGUAGCCAGUCGUUUAGGCUUAACUAGACUUACUUUCGCACCUUAUUCUCACGAACAACUUGCUCAAAUUGUGCGACAUCACUUAUCGUCUUUAUCAAAUAUGUUUCAGCCUAAAGCACUUGAAUUGGCUGCACGUAAGGUAGCUGCUGUUUCUGGUGAUGUGCGACGUGCUCUUGAUAUCUGCAAAAGAGCUGCUGAAAUUGUUUCAUGUAUUGGGAAAGGUAACAAAGAAAUAGAUAUUUCGCAUAUCAAUGCCGCCUUAAAAGAGAUGUUCACUACACCGAAAUCAGAAGCUAUAUGUGCUUGUUCAUUAUAUGAGAAGUUGUUUCUUCGUGCUGUUAUAGCUGAAUUUCAGGCGCAUUCAACAGAAGAAGCUCGAUUAGACCGGUGUAUUCGUCAAAUGUUUGCACUUUGUCGACUUGAAGGUGUUCCAUGUCCAACUACAUCAGAAGUAUUUGCUAUUUGUGCUAGUCUUGGAGCUCAUAAGCUAUUGUUAACUGAAAGAUCGCGAUGCGAUAUUUCAAUGCUUGUCCGUCUCAAUUGUACAAAGUCGGAUAUAUUAUACUGUUUAAAUCAACAACCUGACUUAUAA